Geodia barretti is the source of this 381-nucleotide messenger RNA. Lineage: Eukaryota; Metazoa; Porifera; Demospongiae; Tetractinellida; Geodiidae. The record is from the annotation of a GenBank genome assembly.
AUGAGCAAACUAAGCGCAGACGCUAUCAGGCUGCUGAGCGAAGGCAAGAACCUGGCAAUCAUCGCCACCAUAAUGCCCGACGGCUCUCCGCAGGCUACCGCCGUAUGGGUUGACACCGACGGCGAGCAUGUCCGCUUCAACACCUCAGAGGGACGCGUCAAGACGAACAACCUCCGCCGCGACCCGCGCGUGGCAGUCGCCAUACUCAACGCUGAAAACCCCUACGAGCAGGUUACGAUCCGCGGCCGUGUCGUCGAGUUUGCGCAUGAAGGUGCGAUCGAGCACAUCAACUCCCUCGCCAGAAAAUACGUCGGCACAGACGAAUUCGAAGGCCGCGAUCCCAACGACCAGCGCGUAAUCGUCAAAAUCGCCCCAUCCUAA